UUACUGCAAUCAAAUCAAUACUUCUACUACUAAUAACAAGUGCUACGUUUCUAUUGUUUACUAAUAUUUCUCAUGGCUCACCACUUUGUUGCAUCUUUCGUAGCAGCGCUGCUUCUCAUAGCCUCGUCUUCACUUAAGUCUGAUGCGGCUCCACCAUGCCCGCAAAUAGUGCAGAUGAUGACGGUGUGCACGCCAUACCUGGCCAAUAGAGCUCCAUCCCCAUUUGGGCCAUGCUGCACUACUGUGGCAGCCCUGGGCAGAAGUGCCCCGACUCAAGCCGAUCGUGUGGCUGUGUGCAACUGCCUCAAGGGCGUUAGUCCUCGCUUCCCCAAUGUCGACUCCUCUCGUGCUUCCUCUCUUCCCAGCCUCUGCGGCGUUACCAUCAACUUCACCAUCACUCCUUUCAUCGACUGCCACAUGAUUCCAGCAGUUUAGAAGGGAGCAAAUGAGCAAUGGAGAGAGAGGGAAGGGAAUCAGAUUGUGAGGAUAGUGUUUGCACUUGUAUUUAUGUUUUCGAAUAAUGGAGUCAUUGGCCUAAGUUCCAAUGUUAUCCUUGAGAUGUAGCAAGCUUGGUUGGGCUUUGAUUUAGUUGGUAUUGAGUACUAUCUCUUCUUUAAAGGCUUUGAUCUUUCACUUA
This is a messenger RNA of Dioscorea cayenensis subsp. rotundata (Guinea yam), 637 nucleotides long. Its product is annotated as non-specific lipid-transfer protein A-like. The transcript has 2 exons. NCBI's taxonomy places the organism in Eukaryota, Viridiplantae, Streptophyta, Magnoliopsida, Dioscoreales, Dioscoreaceae. Gene Ontology annotation, biological process: lipid transport. Gene Ontology annotation, molecular function: lipid binding. Gene Ontology annotation, cellular component: membrane. The record is from RefSeq and is a predicted model, not a curated record. Bases 73 to 435 code for a protein of 120 amino acids.